Messenger RNA from Haplochromis burtoni (Burton's mouthbrooder), 2204 nucleotides. It is a transcript of the gene fbxo28, whose product is annotated as F-box protein 28. Gene Ontology annotation, biological process: protein polyubiquitination. Gene Ontology annotation, molecular function: protein binding. The coding region runs from base 35 to 1171 and encodes 378 amino acids. The record is from RefSeq and is a predicted model, not a curated record. Lineage: Eukaryota; Metazoa; Chordata; Actinopteri; Cichliformes; Cichlidae. The transcript is spliced from 5 exons.
AACGUCAUUUCCGGCUCCUCUGUCUCAAAGCAAGAUGGCGGCCGUGAUAGAGAGAGUUGAUGGAUGUGUUGGGUCCUUGGACUCAGAUAUCGUGUCACUAAGACAUACACCCCCUCCAUCGGACCAGCAGCACCAGAACAACCCCCUGCUGGGCCUGCCCAUCGUGGCCAUCGAGACCAUCCUCAACUUCCUGUCCUACGAUGAGAUCAGCCUGCUGCGCUCGGUAUGCAAGCGUAUGGACAUGAUUUGCCAGCGUGUCCUGAAUCAGGGAUUCCUGAAGGUGGAGCGUUACCACAGCCUGUGCCAGAGGCAAGUCAAAGCCCAGCUGCCCAGGAGAGAGUCAGAGAGGAGAAACCACUCCCUGGCCCGUCACGCUGACAUCCUGGCUGCUGUGGAGACCCGCCUUUCACUACUCAACAUGACCUUCAUGAAAUAUGUGGACUCCAACCUGUGUUGCUUCAUCCCUGGAAAGGUUAUAGAUGAGAUUUACCGCGUGUUGCGCUACGUGAACUCUACCCGAGCACCUCAGCGAGCUCAUGAGGUUCUGCAGGAGUUGAGGGACAUCUCCUCCAUGGCCAUGGAGUACUUCGAUGAGAAGAUCGUCCCCAUUCUGAAGAAGAAACUGCCGGGAGCCGAUCUGUCUGGUCGCCUCAUUGGCUCUGCACCAGUGGCAGGUCCAUCUACCUCUUUGACCACCAUGUCCUUGCUGGCUAAGAACACACCUUCUCGCUCUGAGAUGACCAAGGUGCAGCAGCAGGUGAAAGUGAACGGGGCAUCGAUGACGGUACUGCGGAGGGAGAUGCAGGAAAUUCGGGUCAAGCAGCUGGAGCAGCAGAAGCAGCUGCAGGACCAGGAGCAGAAGCUGCAGGAACAGAGCCAGGUGAUCGCUGAGCAGAACGCCCGCCUCGCAGAGCUGGAGCACAAGCUCCGUGAACUGAUGGAGAGUAGCGCUGCUGCUAUCGGAGGACCCAGGCCCAACACAACUGUCCCCUCCACAUCCAGCAGCUCUGCUGUGUCUUUCACUGCUGCCAGCACAUCUGCUGCUGUCUUGACAGGCGUGGCUGCAGCCUCACCCAGGGAGACAGAGGGUGAGGUAGGGUCUUCGCUAAAACGCACCAGAAAAAGCUCAGACCUUCCACGACAAUCCAAACGGCUGCGCAGCAAGAAAUGAGAAACUCAGUGUGUCAUUUAGCUCAAGUUAUUUUGAUUUUUAAGGUCUGACUGAUCACAUCUUAAACCAGUGCCCAGAGUUAUCAGCCACUCCACCAACACACUUCCUGUAUACUGUCUCACACACAGCGCUGACACCACCUGCUGCGGUGUGGAAUAAUUCUCUGCUGUCCACAACCAAAGCACUGAACCCUGAAUGUCAUCCAGGACUUUGCACAUGGUUAGGUUUGUCGUUACAGAGCUGUUAAUGUCUGAUUUUCCUUUUGUUAAAGACUCGCCUAAAUAAUACAUUACUGUGUAAACACGUCACUAGUUUAUAGUUUCACCUUUAAAAAGGUCCCGUUCUCAGCUACUCCGUGUUGUAGUUUCUACUUUGAGCAGUGGAUUACUCCACAUGUGGCGGUGUAGUGAUUUCAGGCAGUGGACUGAGUCAGACUACAGUGUGACCUAGGGUGACAGAGUGACUUGCUGAUGAUUUAUCACUACCUGCAUGAUAAUGUAACUCUAUAGAAGACAUUAGGCUUUGGCUACACAAUGUUUUUUCUUAUGCUCCAUUCAUCAGUGUCCUGGUUCUGCACAUAGGGUUUGUUGGCCAGUCCUUGCAAGGCUUCUGAACCACUUAAAUCAAUAAGGGUAUAGGUGGGUGGUUGGCCAUUUGCCUCUAAAAAGGUUGUUUCACUGAAAUGACUGUACUCUCAAAUGAAGAUGCUUAUAUUUGCAGCCUUAUAUUUGGAGUCUUGUUAACAGAAGUCACCUUGCACAUGUGAUUUAAUGCAUUUCCUGUUUGUUAAGAAAAUGUUCAUACUUGUCAUUUUGGGAACAUAAACUACUAAAGGAUAUCGAAUGAAAAUAGGAAGUGUGAUGCUCCUGGAACAGCCUAACUGCGGUUGCAUGUUGUCAGUAGUUAGUGAUCUUCACAGGGGUCUAAAUCAGUUGCAACAGCUUCUUUCUAAGUUUGGCUAAGUGCAAUAUGAAUCGAUGAAAUAGUCAGUGAUUUAUUUCUUUUUAGUAGCUCGCUUUUUCUUUUUUUUUUU